CAGGCCUUGUAACUCAAGUAACUAAAUACCACUAUCAGAAUUAUGAACUUCUUCCGCGCAGCUACACGAACAUCAACUCUCAUUCGACCAACGAACUAUUCUCGUUUUGCUGCUCCUGUCUCAGCCAGAUGGAUUUCAGAUAGCUUGAAGUCCAAGUUAGAUCAGGCCGUCAAGGACAAUGAAGUUGUUCUCUUCAUGAAGGGUACACCAGAGGAGCCAAUGUGUGGUUUCAGCCGUGCUGCUGUUCAAAUCAUGCAAGUUCAGGGUGUUGAUUUCGGCAAGGUCAAAACUUUCAAUGUCCUCGAGGACGCCGAGCUCAGAGACGGUGUUAAGGAGUACUCCGAAUGGCCUACGAUUCCUCAAGUUUACAUCAAGGGAGACUUUGUUGGUGGCUGUGACAUUCUUCUCAACAUGCAUCAAUCUGGCGAUCUUGAAGAUCUCUUGAUCAAAGAAGGCAUUGUCUCCGAUGUCGAAGCUGAGGAGCCUAAGCAAUAAGUAAACCGAUAUCAACAUUAUUUUCGUCGCUUAAUAACAAGCAAAAAUAAAAAAAGGCUGACUCUGCUAGUAGAGGAAUCACGCAAAACUGUAGUUUGUUUUAAAUUGCUAGCCACGGCAAGGAACGGACCAGAUGUGAUCGAACUUUUCAACGGGAUAUGCCCCUUGCUUGCAGCCAUCUAUAUAAAUAGAUCCCGAUAUCAAUAUGCCAAUGGUCCGUUCGGACACAGAACAUCUCUUGAUGAGUCUACCCAUGUGUAAAUACUAGUCAUUGCACAGGACUAGCAUUGUCCACGGAGAACUGAAAGACUCCGGAAUUCGAGACAUA
Messenger RNA from Umbelopsis ramanniana AG, 823 nucleotides. RefSeq lists its product as uncharacterized. The record is from RefSeq and is a predicted model, not a curated record. Lineage: Eukaryota; Fungi; Mucoromycota; Umbelopsidomycetes; Umbelopsidales; Umbelopsidaceae. The transcript has 4 exons. Bases 43 to 495 code for a protein of 150 amino acids.